UCUGGUCCCGAUGAAUGGGGGGAACCCCUUGGCUGCUGGGAAAACCUGCUUUUUGGGGAUGACCUUGGGGAUGCCGUGGCCGAGCUUUGCCUGCCAGCUUCGGCUUUCUUCCCCGGGUUCUCUCCGCCCGUUCCCGGCCCUUCCUCGCGUCCCAAGGACACAUUCCCGAGCACCCGCGCGGACGGCCUCAGGAUGGCUGCUGCCGCUGCUGACGUGGGAGAGAGGGAGGGCCCGCCACCCGGGACCGAGAGGCGGCUCCCCGAGCCACGGACCUGGGCGUGGGAUGGCCUCGGAGCGAGGCAGCUGCAGGGGAGCUCCUUCAGCCAUUCUUUUUACCCAUCAAUUCCAGCGGCUGCCUUGCUCUCGAUAAUUAACCCCCAGAAUCACUGCUGUAAGGCUGUAACAGAGAAAAUGACUGCUGGUUCAGUUUGUGUUCCUCAGAUUAUCCCAUUAAGGGUCCCUCGUCCAGGAAAAAACAAACAUGAAAUAAACACCAAUACACUUGUAGAAAUGAAAUCAGACACUCUGGGUGUCAACAUAUAUUACACUUUGGAUGGCAGUAAACCUGAAUUAUUAAAGAGAAGAGGAUAUGGUGAAAAUAGCACUUUUAAGUAUACAGGACCAAUCACUCUUCCUGAUGGGAAAAUCCAGGUUAAAGCUAUGGCAGUCUCAAGAGACUCCAGGGAAAGUGGCAUCGUAACAAAGAUAUUUCAGGUAGACUAUGAGCCACCAAGUGUAACUUCUUCUCAAGAAGAAAAUGAUGAAAAUAUUCUCAAAAGCUUUGAAAAGCAGGAACUGAAAAAUGAAGUUUUUACAUCAAAGCUUGAAGAAAGAGAUAUAAAUAUUGAAAAUAAACCUGGUUAUAAUGCUGAAAUUAAAUAUCAAGAAAAUUCAAUGGAAACCCCAUUUUGCCAAGAAGAACCAAUUUUUACACAAUCCAGUUAUCAGUCCCAGUUUACUAAUUCAUCAUGCAUGAAUGGCCAGAAAAGGCUGACCAGUGCCCAGGUCCUGAGAAUUAACAGAGCAACAAACUUUUUCAAGUGUACAAAUUGUUUAACUACUCGCCCAUGUGACCCAUUCACUCUUUUCUGUCAAGAAUGUGGCACUCCUGUUCCACCUAUGUUGGGUCAACACCAUCUACCUCCAGAAGGAGCACAGAUGGAGAUGUGCCUCGAAUGCAGAACCAUGGUACCAGUGAACACUCCUUUAUGUAUUGUAUGUGAGGCCCCUUUUGCUCCACAGCUACAGCCCCAGGCCAACAUUCAUUUAAAGGGGAAGGGAAUCUGCCAGUAUUGUGGAACUGGAAAUCCUGCUCCCUUUAAGCACUGUGUGACCUGUGAGAGUCGCCUGCCUGAAAUAUGUGUGCCAAUAUUCAAUGGAGAAGUAACUUCACCUCUUAUCAGUCAGAAGACAACAACCAUUUCCUGUUCAAAAUGUGGCCGCAGGAAUCGUUGUGAUGCACGUUUUUGUGACUGGUGUGGAGCUAAGCCUACCGUUCCAGCCUGCUAUUCCAUUUGCACUAAAUGCAGAGCCAGCAAUUACCCAGAUGCCCGAUACUGCGGCUCUUGUGGUGAUUAUGUGGAGCCCUUCACAAGCAUAAAAACUGGUAAUAGCGUGAUCUUUAAUGCUAGAGAAAUGGACACUCUUUCUGAGCCUCAGUUAGCAUGGCUACAUGCUCCCAUGUCGAAAUGUAAUAUGCCAGCAAAGAAGGACAAAGGCACGCAAACCGUUGGCCUGUUUUACCCAUCGAGCAAGUUUUUGGGGAAAAAAGAAAUGGAUCUUGUUUCUCAAAAAGAAAGGCAGGAGAAAAUGAAUGAUCACAGGCCUCUGCUCACAGCCAUCAGCCCUGGAAGAGGAUAUUGGAGGAAACAGCUGGAUCACAUCUUUGCUCAUCUCAGAAGUUAUGCCCUGAACAACCCUAACUUUAGGGCUUUAAUUGGAGAACCAAGGAUGGGAAAGCUUCUCUCGGCUACAAUCCAUGAAGAUGCUUAUGCAGUCAGCAUCAGGCUGAAUUACAUGCAAAUCACAAAGAAUAUUUACACCAACAAACCAGUAAAUUAUGACAAGCAUUUUCCAAGCACAACAGAAGGUCGAAAUGGACAUUAUGGAAGCCAAUUCUAUGCAGUAAAUGAAAACAACCAAAACACCUCAGAUUCUACGAGGGACAUAAAGAAUAAAAAGAAGAUAAGACCAUUUCAAGGAAAGGAAGACCUGCUUUCACCUGAAAGUAGACACCUUCUGAAGGAAAUAAGUCUAAAAGGAGAUGGAAGAAUCUUUGUGGUUGAACAAAUGCUUGAUGACGGAGCUGAUCCCAACUGCACCAAUAAUGAAGACAGGCCUUCUUUAACUCUGGCUGUUUUAAAUAAGCGCCAUGAAGCAAUACCAGUUCUUCUGCAGAAAGGUGCAAAUAUUGAUCACCAGUCAGGACCGUUGGCAAGAUGCAGACUGCCUGCUUGGAGUUUUCCAAGGGUUUGUGUUCUAUGUCAUCCCUACCAGAAUGAAUCUAUCUACACCUGAUAGAAACUGCUAAGGAGAAAUAUGUGUCCACCAAUGAAAAUGAAGACAUUUAACAGCAGCCUACAUACUUACUGAAUCACAGUUUCCUCUAGAAAAAGUAAAGCAGAAACUUGAGACUGUUUGUUAGAGGACUUGAAAAGAUGACAGGGAGAGGUGAGCAUUUGCAUAAAGUGCAUAGAAAGUAGUCUCUGUUCUUAAAUUUUUACCAUAUUCCUCUCUGUUCUUUCCCAUAUUCUUUUGUUUAAUUGAAUAUAUAUUUUUUCAUUAAUUGGUGAUGUUUUCUAAGAAGGAAUUUGCCUUGAUCCACUAUGAUUAUUAGAUUCUGAAUAUAAAGUUUUGGUUGUCUCUCUCACUGAG
Dromiciops gliroides (monito del monte) is the source of this 2874-nucleotide messenger RNA. RefSeq names its product double zinc ribbon and ankyrin repeat domains 1 (gene DZANK1). The transcript is spliced from 20 exons. Gene Ontology annotation, molecular function: protein binding. Bases 193 to 2517 code for a protein of 774 amino acids. Gene Ontology annotation, biological process: eye photoreceptor cell development. NCBI's taxonomy places the organism in Eukaryota, Metazoa, Chordata, Mammalia, Microbiotheria, Microbiotheriidae. The record is from RefSeq and is a predicted model, not a curated record.